Molecule: messenger RNA, 1486 nt
Organism: Oldenlandia corymbosa var. corymbosa
Lineage: Eukaryota; Viridiplantae; Streptophyta; Magnoliopsida; Gentianales; Rubiaceae
Source: the annotation of a GenBank genome assembly
CUUUUACAGAUACCCCCCAGCGAGGAGAUUGUAUAAAUACGAAAAGUGCUUCGCUUAAAACCUGUACCACUUUUCAAGUAAGAACUCGAAGGCGGGUAAAAGUCACCAUGGAGUUGGAGAAGAAGCCAGAAGGAUCUCACCGGCGAACGGACAUCAUCCAGAGUUGCAAAAUCGGUUCCGUUCCGCCGACUGUCUUUUACGUCUCCGAUUUCAUUUCCGCUGAAGAAGAGCAACAACUCCUCAAUAAUGUUUAUAAAGCUCCAGUCGCCAAGUGGAAAGUGUUGAAGAACAGGAGACUUCAAAAUUGGGGUGGUGUUGUGCACGAGAAAGGUCUUCUAGCUCAAGAUUUACCUCCUUGGCUAACAAGAAUCACCAGGAGGAUAUUUGAUGAGUCUGGUGGAAUGUUUCCCUCACCGAUUAAUCAUGUACUCAUUAAUGAGUAUCUUGCUGACCAGGGAAUAAUGCCACAUCAGGAUGGACCUGCUUACAGUCCAGUUGUGGCCAUUUUGUCUCUGGGUUCACCGGUCGUUAUGGAUUUCACUCCUCAUCUUAGCUUGCAAGUGGCGGAGGCAGGAACAGUGCAAAACAGGGAUACUGAGAAUGAGCAUCAACCAUUUUCUGUUCUACUGAUGCCCCGAAGUUUACUUAUUUUUAAAGAUGAGGUGUAUUCAGACUACUUGCAUGGGAUAAAAGAUGAUGAGCAUCAGCAGGUUGAUCAGGUUAUCAACCGAGAUGAAAUAACAAAAAUUCCAGAACAAAUCCAAUCUGUAGCACCGGUCUCAGGGGUAGAAAUAGGUGGCAAGAGAACUGAAGGUGGCAAAGUAAUUCAUAGGACUACCACCAGAGUUUCUAUGACUUGUCGAACAGUGACAAAAGUCCAUAAAAGUUGGCUCAAAGUUUAGAGUAUCUGCCAUCCCUUCCUAAGAGUGCUGUCGCGAAACAGAUGCAAAUGAUGAUAAUUCCUUCUAUCUAAUAUAGUCAUCCGUAACUGAGGUACAAGAUUUCAUUAGCUAUGUAAGUAGGAGGCAAAGGAAAUUUUUUGACUAGACCACCGCACAAUGGCAGGUUGACAUGAAUAUUGUAGGAACCUAUGAUUCUGAUAAAAGUUGUGAAUUACAGGUUGACAAAAAUGAAGAUGGAGACUCUUUCGAUGCUGAGGAUUCCUUUGAUAUUGCAAAUGCUUUUGUUAAGUUUCUGCUUUUAGACUUAGCUAGUAUGAGGCUGCUGAUUCUGUGGCGAUAAUUGUUAAAGAUUAAACCUCUGAUUUGGACUAUUUUUGGAAGAGGUGAGAUUGAAAAGGUAAUUCUUCUGAUGUUGAUAGGUUGGUGCCUGAAUAAUUUGAUUCAGGUGGAUGUGAAUACUAUUUCUUUGUUUAUGAGUAUUGGAACAGCACAAGGACAGAUAAUCUAUUCAAGCGUAUGCUUGGUUUUCGAAAUUGUGGACUUCGUUUGAAUUAUGAUACAAAGGAAUUCUUGGUUGAUAUUAG